Molecule: messenger RNA, 5988 nt
Organism: Solea senegalensis (Senegalese sole)
Lineage: Eukaryota; Metazoa; Chordata; Actinopteri; Pleuronectiformes; Soleidae
Gene: znf646
Product: zinc finger protein 646
Exons: 4
Coding region: 341-4924 (1527 amino acids)
Source: RefSeq, a predicted model, not a curated record
AGCAACAAGAGCAAUGUGGAAUCGGGGAUGGAAGAAAAAAAAAGACAAUUGGGGAUAGGAGGCUGGCCUUUUACGUAAAUAUUAUGUUUUUAUAGUAAUGAAUGAAACGUAUAUCAUCGGAUGCAAGCGUUACAUUGGUUCCGCUACAGCUACAUUUGCCUGCUUCUUCUAAUCGUAUAGAUCUGGCUCUCAACAUCCUCUGCUGUCCUACCUGCAUAGACUUCACUUGGACCUAACUUCACUUGACUUUUUUUUUGUCAAGAAAGGCAUCUAAUGCAUUUCCCACCUUCACACUUCAUCGCACUGUGUCUGGUACACUUAAUUUUAUUCAAACAUUGUAAUGGCAGUGCAAGACCCUGGCAGAAUGACAGGUUUCCCCUGCAAAGAGUGUGGCAUGGUAUAUCCCAAUAUGCCUAGUCUGCUUGAGCAUAUGGACGGCCACCUUCAAGAAGAGGAGGAGCGUAAAUUUAAAUGUGAUGAAUGUGGACGUGGCUAUAGACAUGCUGGUAGCCUGGCUAACCACAAAAAGACACACGAAGUUGGUUCUUUUCAAUGUGACAUAUGUGGUAAAGAAAACUCUAAUGCUUUGUCACUGAAGAGCCACCUCCGCAGCCACACAUCACGGAAAAAGUACUCAUGUACAGAAUGUGGGAAAGGUUUUCGUCUGGCAACACAGCUGGCAACGCAUGAGAGGGCUCAUCUUACCAGGCGAGCAAAGGGCCCUUCAUAUAGAAAGCUAGAUAUGGAAGAUUCCACUGAUGAACAACUUGAUAAAAUUGAAAAUGAUCACCCUCACAAUCUUAGGAAGCGUCCAUCCAGUGUCAGGAUUUCUACAGAAAAUAGUCCCGUUAAGGACACGGCCGAGGUUUAUAAUUUGCAAGCGGAGUCCUCUGAUGAUGCAGGAAAUCGACCUUUCAGAUGUGACUUGUGUGACAAAUCAUACAUACAUCUUCGAAGCCUAAGCAAUCAUAAAAAGACUCAUCAGGUGGGGAAGUUUGAGUGCACAGUCUGUUUCAAACAGUUCAAUAACAUGGCUGCCCUCUAUAGUCACCAGAGAACCCACAAGGGAAGAAGUGGGACAGACACUGGUUCUGUGGGUGUGUCAUACACAGGCACACCACAAGGCCAAUUUUCACCUCAGAGCCAGGAUGCUCCAGUAAAUUUCUGCCACUUAUGUCAGGUACAUUUCCCCAGUGAUGAGGAAUUCCAAGAACACAUCCAAAUGCAUAACUCUUCUUCUGUGUCAUUCAGACUGCAAGAUACCUUGUCAGACAACCCUACUGUAUCAUAUGACAACAGCAUUGCGUCGCCUGAGUCCAACUUUUAUGCAUCUCCAGUCAAUAAUAUUCCUUCAGUAUCCUCAAUGGAUAAUGGCGGUUUUGAUCACUCACAGGAGCAGAUAAUAAGCAAUGGUCGUGAGUACUCGGACUGCUCCAAUAAUCAAACUCCAUCUUCCAGUAGCACUCAGGGAGAACCCCCAAUCAUUGACCCAAGCAUUCUCGAUCCUGUUCUGAUGCACACACGCAACACUGACAGUGCAACCGAAAUGGAGGAGUCUUUAACUGAUUCUGAUGAGCGUCCUUUCAAGUGUGAAACCUGUGGUAAGAGCUACCGCCACUCCGGGAGCCUCAUUAAUCACAAAAGGUCACAUCAGGUUGGCAUUUACCAGUGUUCCAUAUGCAGAAAGAAUUAUCCUCACCUAGCUGCCCUCAAAAGUCAUCUUCGUCUCCACAAAUCUCAGCCGUCAUCUUUUAGCCUCGAUGCUGAGGGGGACUGGCUCUCCACAGAGCCGUUGACUCUGGAUAACCAGCAGGCCUGCUUCUCCUCACAUGAGGUGGACAGCAUUCAGCCCAUGCUUGGUCUUGAUCAGAGGAAUGGAGUUGACCACAGCAACGUGUCGUUGUACCAUGAGCAAUUUAAUCAGGACUUUUCCCAAGAUAUGACUGUGCGUCUACCUCACAAUGAACACCUGAUGCAGAGGCACAUGUGUGCUGACUGUGGUGAGACAUUUGCCGAUAUUGCAGGGAUUAGGUCUCACAGUUGUCCCCUGCUGCAGCAGCAACACAACGCUACUAGCAGUGAAUAUGAGAGUCAUGUAAACUUCCAGGAUAGUAACAGUCACUAUUCCAUUGGUAAUCCAGAGACUAAUGUAGAUUUUCAAGGUCUAAAUGGUGGCCAUGACCAAAGUUACUUAGAUCAAAAUUUCCAUGAAAAUGUGAGCAGUUGUCCGAUAAAUGGCGGAGGAGCAGGUGAUGACACAGAAGAGGAGGAGCAGGAGGAGGAGGAGGAUGAUGAUGAUGAUGGAGAACUUUAUCAAUGCUCCAUAUGUGGAAACAGCUACACCAGCAUGAGGGCUCUCAGGAGCCAUCUUCGAGGGCACACACAGUCCCAUGGGACUCCUGCAAGCUCAGGGCCUUCAUCCAUGUCCUCGCAUGAAGAAGCGAAGGAUGAAGAGUUGGGAGAGAUGAUGAUCUGUAGUACCUGUGGGGAAAGUUUUGCUAAUAGGCAGGACUUGAUUGCCCAUCAGCUUCUUCACAACAAAGACCUGGUAGACAAUGUUAGUGAUUUACAAAUGAACCACAACAAUGUGUCUGAAGGCACGGAGGAAGCGCAGAGCAUCAUCUGUGGCAGCUGUGGAGUUUUCUGUACCAGCUAUCAUCAUCUUCAGAACCAUGGGUGCACGACUCAGAGGAAAGACGAGUCAACAAAUUGUGAAGAGGGUAUUAUGGCAAAAGACGUCGACCAGUAUGAAGAUACGAGUGGCGUUAAAGAAACAGGUGAUACUGAAGAUCGCCAGUACAAGUGUGAUCAGUGUGGUCGGUCAUACAGACACGCCGGCUCCCUCCUUAACCACAAAAAGUCCCACAAAACUGGAGUAUUCAGAUGCCUUGUUUGCCAGAAACGUUUCUACAACUUGUUGGCCUUGAAAAACCAUCAGAGGUCCCACUUUGAUAUUAAGAGGCAUACUUGCCAAGAGUGUGGGAAAGCCUUCAAAAUCCAGAAGCAGCUAUUGAACCACCUGAGGAGGCACAAGGAGAACCAGGCCAAAAUCCAGGAACUUAACAACCAGAUCCAGGCCCUCAUGCAGAUGAAUGGGACCAGGUCAGAUGGAGGAAUGCAGCCCUUAACUUCAAAUUCCAAUCAGGCUUUAACUCCUACUCGCAGCUGCAAGCAGCAACCUGAAGAAGAAAGUGCUGAAACAAACAAGACUUUAGUCAAAUCAGAAGACACCGAUGACCAACGGCCAUUUGCUUGUGAUCAGUGUGGUCGUACAUAUCGCCACGCAGGAAGUCUGGUCAACCACAGAAACUCCCAUAAGACAGGUGAAUAUUACUGUUCUGUUUGUAACAACUCUUACUCCAAUAAGCUCGCAAUGAAAAACCACAUGCGCACCCACUUUGCAUAUAAAAAACACUUGUGCCAAAAGUGUGGAAAAGGCUUUAGGGGGAAGAAGCAGCUAUUAGCUCACGUCUGUUCAACCCUCAGAAAGGAUGGGGCCAGAGGAAGGAGAGGACUAAGAUCUAAAGCCCUUAAGUGUAAGGAAUGUAAAAAGGGCUUUAUAUCUAUGAGCCAACUGACAACCCACACGUGCAUUAGACCUUCAGGUGGAAGUGACACCCAAACAAACGUGUCUCAAAACAAAGAGGAGCGUCCUUUCAAAUGCAACAUCUGCAAUCGCAGCUACCGCCACGCCGGCUCACUCCUGAACCACAAAAACACCCACAAGACAGGACACUUCAGUUGUACCUUCUGCUCUAAACCAUUCACCAACCCCAUGGCUCUACGCAAUCACACACGCAUCCACACGCAGAAGAAAAAGUUUGUGUGUCUCACUUGUGGAAAGGCCUUCCGCCUCGCCAGUAUCCUGCACAACCACCAGAGGGUCCACAACCGGGUGGCAAGUCACUUCAGCUGCCCUGCCUGUGGAAAGUGUUUCCAGGGGCGGUCUGGUCUGAAGAGGCAUCGCUGCCACAGAGGUCGGGGAAGCUCGACAAGAACUGGAGUCCAGCAAACGGAGAGAGGAGACAAGUGCUUUAUGUGUGACCUGUGUGGGCGCUCCUACCGUCACGCUGGCUCCCUACUCAACCAUAAAAAGACACACUCCGAAAACCUCCACCACUGUACCUUGUGUCUCCAGACAUUUCCAGACUCUCUUGCUCUACAGAUCCACUCUCAGAUGAAGCGCCAUUGCUGCCCCGAGUGCGGCAAGACCUUCUGUCUGGUGGCACACCUGCAGAGUCAUAUGGAGGUGCACUCAAAAGACCAAGCUGUAGAGUGCAGCCUCUGUCAGCAAAGCUUUCCCAACUCAGACAGUUACCAGCAGCACCACGAGAUGCACCACGGCGAGCAGGCCCCCUAUGAAGAGGAGGUGGAAGAACCCACAGAUGAUAAAUUCAACUGGGACUCAGGAAUAAAUCAGAACAUGGGCAUGGACGGUGUGCACAAACAGGUUCCACCGCCUCUGUCUCAUAUUCCAGGAAACGUCACCGACCCACAGAAAGGUAACGACGCCGAGGAGAAGAGCCACGUCUGUGAGCACUGCGGCCGCACGUACCGCCACGCCGGCUCCCUGCUCAACCACAAGAACAGCCACAAGACGGGCUCCUUCUUCUGCUCCAUCUGCCAGAAAGAGUUCACCAACCUGAUGGCCCUCAAGAACCACCGCCGCAUCCACACGGAGCCCAAGCGCUACCAGUGCUUAGAGUGUGGGAAGGCGUUCCGCGUGUCCACUCAGCUCAUAUGUCACCGGAGGAUCCACACCAAAGAGAAGCCCUUCGCCUGCCUGCUGUGCGACAAGAGCUUUUCCAGCAAGUCCAACCUGCGGCACCAUCAGAAGCUGCACCAGAACACGCAGACGUACGACUCCUGUCUUAGCUUGGACGCUGACACGUUUAUGGACCUGGACAUGGGCUCUUUCCUUUAAAGUAGUAUUCUGUUAUUUACAGUAUCUGACUAUCUGUAAUUGUAAAACAGUAGUGUUUUCCCCCCGUUUCCACUACUGACUUACACUCUUACCUCCACAACAGUUUAUUGGUCAUCUUUUAAUAAGGUUUGAAGUUUUUCCCCGGAGUAUAGGGCAGGUGAUGAAUAUGAACACGGCUCAUUCUUUGAUGACAAAAACAACAACAACCAAAGUGAGCGGAGAAGUGCAGCCCGAGUCCAUGUAAGAGUAUUAACACUGAUUAACAUGUUUCUGUAAGACUACGGUUCUAACAAUGAUCUCUUAUCUCUAGCUAUGUAUAAUUAUGUCCAUCGCCUCUGUAAGUUCCUUAUUAGAACAAAAUUAUACAAACUAUAUUUAUCUUUCUUUUGCUUUGCAGAUGUGACUUUCGAAGGAAAGUUAUUAAGUCAAAAAACCUCUGGGUGUGACCUAAGGUCAGUGGCAAAGUGAUUUUCUGAAAUUAUAUUACUACGUAAAUAGUCAUACUGCCUAAUGAUAUUCACCUAGAGUGACGUUGUAUGCUAAGAAAAAAAAAAUGUAUUUAUUAAUUUAUUCCUGUUAUUUUUAUGUCCAUAUUUUAAUAGAAGCCCUUUUUAUGAAUGUUGUACAAAGAAACGAUCUUAUUAGAAUCCCGCGUAGUGUGUGAGGGACUUCCAUCAGUCGAUUUCUAACUCGGUAGUUUGCGACAGGCAGGGAUGAAUGAGCCAAGGAUGGCGCGCGUCAUUGGCGCCGCUCAGGGUCAACCUUCAAAAGGAACAUACCUGAUGUGUAAAACAUGGUUUCCUUUUCUUUGUUUUAGUUGUGCCAUAUAAUUGACAUAUAGUCACUGCUGCACAUGCAGUGCGUGCGUCAGUUAUGUAGACAAGCCAGUGCCUAAACUGUAAACUGACUGUAGCAUUUCAAUGUAAACAAACCUCCUCCUCUUCUUACUGUACCUGUUAUACUGUAAAACACCAUGGUCGGUCGUUUCUUUUUUUUUUUGCUUUUGUUCUGAACAUUUUCAGUCACAAACGUUUAAAAAUAUAUCCAGCAGUUCACAACAAAAA